Molecule: messenger RNA, 1154 nt
Organism: Phlebotomus argentipes
Lineage: Eukaryota; Metazoa; Arthropoda; Insecta; Diptera; Psychodidae
Exons: 2
Coding region: 185-673 (162 amino acids)
Source: RefSeq, a predicted model, not a curated record
GUCCAUUAUCGCUGGAUUGUGCCCAUGCAUAGUGCGGAGAAAAAAGGCUUGUCUUUUUGCUGAUUCUCUCGCAUGUCUCAGUAUGAGGUUUACCUCUAAAUAUUAGUCUUGCCCGUGGAAGCUCGUCAGUUGAUCGGGGCUUUCUCUGCGAGAAUAUUCCUGUGCGUGCUCGCGUGGCAGAACCAUGAAUCUCUGGGCGCUCAUCGCGGUGGUGCUGGCCAGUGUGGGUGUCCAGGCGACCCGCGACACACCCCUGCGCCUGGCCGGGGGCAACUUCACCAUCGGACACCUGAGGACAGUGUCGGCGGCGCAGAAUGCAAGUGAGAAGCCCGCGGUGCUCGAGGUGGUCAAUCAGACGUAUUCGCGGAAUGAUCUUGGGGAAUACACGAUGUCAUAUGUGUUGAACGAUGGCAGUCGUCGUGUCGAGGUGGCAGAAUUUGAGGAGGUCGAUGGCACAAAGAAGUUCGUAAUUCGUGGGUUAUUCACCUACAUGCAGAAUGGCAUCGUCAGGAAUGUUCUUUACAAAUCCGAUGAUACUGGUUUCUACACUUAUCCCGAUCCCACGGCGGUGCCCGAAGACAAUGUCCUCUUCUUGCCGCCGGAAUCGUCGAACGAGUGCGUGAAGCAGAACACCUGCAUAGACUCCAAACUGCUCACCAUUCUCGUGGGCUGACGCGCGCCCAAAGGAUCCCCAGCUAAUUGUGGCGAAUCUGUGCAAAUCAUGCUCAAUAGCUCAAGUACUUCUCCCCCGAGCGACUGGGCAUGACCGGUUUAUAUUUAUUUAUUCUAUCGAAGCACCGCGAGAUUUCAAUGAUGUCCCCUCCUCGCGACUAUCUGCAGCGAGUCAAUUCACUUGCGAUUUAUUAAAUGCCAUAAAUUAACACAUGUUAGUGGAUGAUGUAGAAAAUUGGUGGAUUUCUCUGUGACCGAAAUUUUAACGCUGAACAGCGAAAAUGCGGACUUUUCCUUUCACAUCCACAUUUCAAGCAUGUCUUUGGCAGAUGAAACGCAUUCCUGAAAUUCCUCUAAUCAUCUUCUCCGCAAUACUUAUAAUAUAUAAUCUGUUAUUUUUGCAACAAGCAACAUUAAUAAUUAUGUAUUUUAAUGGAAUUCAUCUUAAUUUAAUGGAAUAAAUAUUAUUGUUCUGACAAUCA